AUGCGUCUGCACUACGCUCUUCUGGUGGUCGUGGCCGUCCUUGCGACGUGCAGCAGCGCCGCCGCGGUGACUGGAGCAGCGGACGACGUCAAAAUCCUGGCCACUACGUCGGAGACCCGAUUCCUGCGCGCGGCUGACACUAAGACUGCGGACGACACGAGCACCAUCAACCCCAAGGGCGAGUUCAUCGAACACAAGCUGCAGCGAGCGCUGACCAACCCGAAGAAGACGCAGAGGCUCUACAAGACGUGGUACAACAAGGGAUAUACCGCGAAGGACGUCGCCAACCAGCUUGACGACAAUGAGAGCAGAGAGCUCGAGGCGACGUACAAGGCGCUCUACACGGGCUACGCCGCCUACGUCAAGGAGCAGCAGUCGAAACAAUGA
Phytophthora sojae is the source of this 387-nucleotide messenger RNA. It is a transcript of the gene Avh1b-75, whose product is annotated as avirulence protein 1b. The transcript has a single exon. Lineage: Eukaryota; Oomycota; Peronosporomycetes; Peronosporales; Peronosporaceae. The record is from RefSeq and is a predicted model, not a curated record. Bases 1 to 387 code for a protein of 128 amino acids.